Molecule: messenger RNA, 6999 nt
Organism: Spirodela intermedia
Lineage: Eukaryota; Viridiplantae; Streptophyta; Magnoliopsida; Alismatales; Araceae
Source: the annotation of a GenBank genome assembly
AUGAGGGCAUUUCUAAUCUGUUGUAUUGCCUUAAAGUGUUCUGAUAUCGAGUUUUGAGUAUAGUCUCCUGCAUGUCAUCCGUAAAUCAUGUUCUGAUAUCGACUCUUGAGUAUUAUCUCCUGCAUACUGAGUCGGAAAAUUUUCUUUUCGGACAAUAUUGCCUGAAAUAGAUAAUUUUCAAAAAAUAUUAGCUGGACUCAAAUAAUAGACCACAUAAGUUUACUUGGAAAAUUUUACCCUUCGCUUUUUUAUUAUUUGUUCAUCAAUUUAUAAUUCCAUUAUUAUAUUGAUAUAAAAUAAUAUUCACUCCUCCAUGCAGAAGCCAAACACACAGGAGAAAGGGAUCAAAGAUGAAGGUGAUUUAGGAGGUAUUCGUGAAGAUGAUGGUAUUUCAGAACUCGAGCAGCUGUUGAGGCAGAAGACAUUUACUAGGAAAGUACUUCAAACAAUAUGACAAGAUUUUUUUUUUGUUUUUUUGGGUGAAUGUCAUGCGUAAGAAUUUAUCCACUUUUUCUUCAAACAUCACUGUCAAGGUCAUUCUUCUCUAACAAUAAUAUUACAAAGCAGGGAUGAAUAUGAUCGCUUGACAGAACUGUUGCGCUCAAGGACUGUAGAUCUAUCGAAUGAAGAAGAUAAUAAGAGAAUCAUACAAAGCACAUUUCCACCUGCUGGUGAUUACGAGACACAGGAAGCUGAAACAUUUCGAGUCCAGGAAAGGAAACUAGAAAGUUCUGUUAGAAUGCUUUCUAGCCCUGGUUCCACUUUGAAUGUAAGUGAAGCUCUGUUUUAGACUCUAUUUAUUUUGAUUUGUUGAUGAUUUGUGUAAUUCAUUUUUUAUGAGGUAAGUUUAACUGCGGAACUAUUGGGUAGAUGCAAGUGCGCACAUCUGAGUGGUCAGUGGUGGGAGCUGGUUUACUUUCGUGUAGUAGAAGUUCCAGUGGGCAUUGGUUUAUUGGGUUCUUCUCUUUCAUCUGUUUGGACUUCUAAUGCAUGCAACAGGAACAAGUGGCCUUAAUGUGGGGGUCCUGCCUGUUUGGGUUUCAGCUUGAUGUAAGCCUAUUAGAAGUGAGCAGAAGAUGAGCUUGAAUUUUUCGUAGAAUCACUGGUAGAGGCCAUUGAAGAAAAGCACUUGAUAGUUAGUCGGACUAAAAUGGAGGCAUAGAAUGUAACUUGAAAUAUAUUGUUUCGAAAGUGGAUACAUCAUAAUCCAUUGUUUGACACCGAACAUUCACACCUUUAAAACAAAUGGAUUUUAAUUAGGAGAAUUGCAGAGUAAUCGUUGCUAAUCAAUAUAGGUUGAAGGAAGGUAAUGAUUCUGGGUUCUUUAUGACCGCAAAUUGGCUAAUUGAUGGAUGAUGAAAGUUACCUGUCAAUAGAUUGGGGUAGAAAUCAGCUAUUGGUCCGCAUAUUUGUGAAUUAUCCUUUAUUCAAAGAUCAGAAUGAUCAGCAUUGUUUGGAUUUUUUGUCCUCCAUUUGUUACAACUGAUGAGAUCAGAUGAUUCAUUCCUUCUUAAGGCGCUUUUAUGAUUUCUGGGAAUCACAGUAUUUACUCUUGGAGUUUUGGUGUUAAUGCUCACUUUUUAUUUUAACAGAGUUAAAUACCUACAGAUGCAUAACCUCUAAUCCUUUAUAUCUUUCUUUUGGUUCCCAUGGAUUAUGCCUGAUCAGACGUAAAUCUGCGUUCUGAUACUUGACAAACGUUUGUUGUUUAAUAAAAUCCUUGUACGUAGUUCAAAGCUCAUUUUUUCGUCAACAAGGAAAUUUUGAUAAGUUAUAGAUGAGUAUAUGCUCUUUCUUCUUAUUUUAUUUUCCAAUGAUGCUACCAGAUCUCGGAAGAAGAGCUUGCCUCGCCUGCUGAAGUUGCAAAAGCAUAUAUGGGUUCUAGGCCUUCCAAAGUGUCCCCAUCUUCCUUAAGCUUGCGAAGCCAAAUGCUUAGAGAAACUACAGCUUCGCCUAGUUUUGCUGGUUUCCCCCCAAAAUCGUCAGGACAACCUCUUAGCUCAAAAGCAGUUGUUCGCUUGUCUGGUGUCCGGGCAACUCUUGAUAAUGGCUAUACAACUCCAGUAUCUCGAGGCAGAUCAGCGAUAUACAGAAUGUCUCGUUCUCCUUAUUUCAGGGCCCAGCCGACGAUUACUGCUAAGGUACAACAUUCAAGCACAUACUUGAGCUCUAUGCUGAAGCUGGAUAUGUUUUUAAUUUACUUUUUAUGUUUUGUUUCUCCCACAAUUUUUCAUCUCAAGUUUUUGGUGCUAUUCAGGAUGGUGAACAAAUUGAGGAUGAUUAUACUGGCCCUUCUAUGCCAGCCCAGUGGACACCCAAGAGCCUUGCACUUUCCAGUGGGAAACAGGUAUGCUUGGGCAAUUCUUUACGAUGAACUAAAGAUUUUCUUUGUUAAUGCCACUGUUGUUUUUUAACAGAAAGUUCAUUGCAUGAAGGAAAACAUAGUUGGGCCAUGGAUUCCCUAGAAAAGGGUGUAGCUCAUCGUUUGAUUUCAUUGUAUCAUAUUUCUAUUUCAUUUUAAAAAAAUUAUUGUUUGCAUUAUACUGUACAAAUCCUUAUCCUUGAUUGUUUGGUGAAUAGGCUAGUCAGUUGGAUGAUAUGAUUAAUACUGUUUGCAGCAGUCUGGCUAGUGUAAUGGUGCAAAUAUAUUGAUUUUCUAUGGUGUGCAAUUUUCUCAACAUGAGAGGUAACUUUUCUUGGUGAGGUUUCAUUCCACUUUUUUGGGUCUUGGGGAGUGAUUGGGCCUGAGUGACUUGGGUUAUCAUCUUAGCUCUCAUCUUUUAGAAGCAGGCUGAACUGUUGGUAGCCCAUGGUGAAAUACAGUAUUUGAUCUGUUGAUUUGACUGGACUUUGACGUCUAGUAAAAAUGCUGUGCAUGUUUGAUGGCCUAUUCAUCAGUAUGACCGAAAAAUGAUUGAACAUUGAUGACUUCGUUAUAGGCAGUCAUGGGAUGAACUUCUCGGUGACAGUUGGAAUGAACUCUCUAUGCAUCUGAAAUUAAGAGUCAUACGCGGGAUGCAUUGUGUUGGAGUUUCUCGUAAAGUUAAUAAUCUUUGCCUUUAUCUGUUUGAAUUUUUUAGGUUAUCUUUUAUGGAUGGUGCUUUGUUUUUAUCUGUUAUGAUGAUAGCAUGUUUAUAGCAUGAAAUUUAUGAGCAUAAUCACCGUUGAGAUUUUCCUAUGACCUGGUGCUCUGUUUUUUGUGAUGGUUUUGUAACUGUUUUAUGUCAUUUACAUAAUCUAAGUGCAGGUCUUUUUUGGUUCUGGUAUAUGUAGGUCCUUAAGCGGAGGAGCUCUGUGUUAGAAAGUGAUAUUGGAUCUAUUGGUCCCAUACGUAGAAUCCGACAGAAGUCUAAUUUGGUGUCUCCCUUGAAAAGUCUGACGGGUCAAGUUCCCAGCAAAUUUCUUCCAGCGACAAACGUUUUAGAUACUACUGAACAAUCUUCUUCCUCUGUACAGAGGACUCUUCCUUUGUCUACGGUAAAAUAUGAUUCCUCAGACAUGAAGGGUGUGAAAAACCGAGAAAAAAGGACUGGCUAUGUUCCUGUACCUCCCCAAUCCAGAGAAAUGGCAAAAAAAAUAUUACAGCAACUCGAUAAAUUAGUACCCUCUCCAAAGGAUAAAUCAAGUGAAACGAAGGCAAUGUUCAGGGAUGAGUCACCAUCCAAGUUGACACUUGACAUGUUACAUGGGCAGGCUUUGAAGAGUGUCACAGAGAAUGAUUUGUCGAAGUUAUUCAAUGUGGAUGCUAAUGGUAAGUUUGAAGGUAAGGGUAAUUCCCAUUCAGAAAGCCCUGGAAUAUUUUCUCCCAUGAAAACCAAGGCUGGGGGGAACGGCCCUUCAAGCACUACUGUUUUUAAGGCCAAAGUGGCAUCCGAAGCCAAACUGAUGGACAACAUAUCUUCAGUUGCCGAAACGAGGACUGUUAUGGGUACUCCGGACUAUACUUUUCCACACUCCGCUGUUGAACCACUGCAGAAAAAAUCUGCAUUCAAGAUGCAGGCUCCUGUGGUAUGGUAUAUCUGUCAUUUUUACGAUUGCAUGAACUUCUAAACUUACUUUCUGAUCAAUCCUUCUUCUCAUCCUUCAUGCAUUUUUUUCUUAUCCAUUUGCCUUAUUGUAGGAUUCAUUGGAGUACGAGAACGAUGCCUACACUGGAAGAGAUAUUUCUGGUCCUUCAUCUUCUGAAAGAGAGAUAAUUGAAAUGAAUGAUCACAAGGUUGGGGCAUCUGACACUUUCACCACAAAGAAGCUAGUAUUUUCCUCUGAAAGCUUGGCUGCUUCUAAAGUCUCAGAAGUCAAGGUUUCUGGAAAGUUGGCUACCAACGGACCUGCUGUUUUUGAUAAGAAGGAUACGGGCUUUACAUUCCAAGUUUCAUUGACCCCUAGCACACAGCGUCAUCCUCCCCCAACGCCCACCAUGACCUCACCAGCUGUUGAAAAACCUGGUCCAUCUGGUGGACAAGAUGCUGCACCUCUUUUCAGCUUUAGUUCGAAAACUACUCCAUUGACAUUUUCAUCGAGCAUGGUGAGUUCUACUGAACAUUCCAAUCUAAAGUUCGGGGCAAAGUCAGAGAUGAAAGAGCAGUUAUUCGGAAGGUGAGCAGUUAUUAUUUGCAUCUUGCAUAGCGCAAUACUUUGUUUACCUUGUGAAUCUAAUUUAUGAAACAAAUCUUGAAAUAUCUAGUUUUCUUGUAUUAUUCUGUGGCAGAAUUAUUUGAGUGUUUAUUUUCUUGCUUACACGAUGCUCUGCACGGUCGAGAGUUGCCAUAUAUCCCAUGUUCAGAUCACAUUAACUGGCCAGUAGUUGUAGUAACCAUAGCUGUCCCUAGGAAACUAUACGACGGGCAUCUUUGCUGUUAACAGUUAGAUUUUAUAUUAGACAUGGGAUUGCUCAAAGAGGCUAAUAUCAUGGAAAACCAAAGAAAUAAGAAAUCAAGAUAACUUACUCUAGCGGGCGCACUAUCUUGUGUGGGGUCAUCCGAUAAACCUUCUCAUGUGGCCACAUCACUAAAUCACGUUAAGAGAAGCUUAUUUCCACCUUGAUGCGGUUUAAGCAUCAAAAUAGGAAUGAGAUGGGUAUAAAAUAACUAUGCGAAAGUAAGGAAUCUCUGAAUGGUUCAGUUUUCGUCUGAGAAAAUAAAAUAUAUUAUAAAAGAAUGAAGAAUUGUAUCCUGUUGUUGGUUGAAUGUGCUGGCUGAGCUUUCAUCACAUGCAUUUAGUCCUUCAUUGACUUUUUGCGCUGGAGUUACUGUAUUACUAGUUCUAUCGUGGUGGUGUGUACUUCUUAUACGAUGCAAAGAAACUGGUCAGCCAUUUUACAUUCGUGUCAAUCAGCAGUAAGUCUAUAAUAGAUUGGAAUCGCGUAUAAUAGUCAGCCAUGACGGUCCCACGUCUAAAGGAAGAAAUGUUGUCCCUCAUUAAUUCGGUUUAUUUCUUCUGAUUGAUCUCUUUUAGUACAUCAGCAAAUGAGUUUGUAGUUUCUUGAACAAGACCUGACACCAUGUUUCCUGCAGCGGCCCAUCUGUUUCGACGACCGCCACUACAGUGGCAGAAGCUGAAAAAUCUGACAAAACUCAGGAGGCUGGAUUGUUAUUUAAAUCAGUUGCAACCCCAAGUUCAUCUGGUUUUUCAAUGCCAACUACCUCGAACACCUUCCAGUUUGGUGCCUCCUCUGUCUCCACCCAGAGCAAUGGUUCUCCAAUAAUAAGUUCAUCUGUGUUCACGGCAUCUUCUUCCUCUGCCCCAUCUAUCUUUAGCAGCUCGGUGACCGCAACUGCCUCUGGGUUCUCUACUUCUGCGGCCAGUUCUAGAAGCGAGCCUUCCACUUUGUUCUCUACCUCUACAACAACGCCUUCAUUUCAGUUUGGCUCCAGUUCCUCGGCAGUUCCUACCUCUCUUGCUGGAUCUGCGGCGAAGCCAGUCGUCACGGAUUCAGCUCCAAAGCCUGCCAAAGAAUCGAUAUUUGGACUAUCCAGUUCUUCAGCGACAGCAUCUUCGUUUACGAGCACGGGCGGCAGCUUAUUCGGUUUCAGUGCCCCAGCACUGUCAGGUGCCACCACCUUCAGCGGCAGCAGCGGCAGUGGCGGCGCCGGAUCGUUAAUUGGCUCUCAGGCAGCCCAACCUGGAACUGGGGCGUCUCUCUUUGCGCAGAGCACGACGAGCCAGUUUGGCUCCACCUCCUCCCUUGGAUUUAAUCUGGCGGGUUCUUCCAGCGGCUCAACAUUCAAGUCCUCAAUUAGCAGCUCGAAGCCAUUUGGGUUGAGCCCUGGGUUUGGGGAGUCCACCGUCGUUGCCUCCAGUGCCUCCAGCGGUUCUCUGGCAUCGACAGCGACAGCUGCAAGUUUGUUUGCCGCCGGUUCUCAGUCAACCACACCCUCGCUCUUCAGCUCUGGCUUCGGCUCCUCGGCACCGUCUCCCUCGAUAUCUGCAUUUGGGACAUCCUCCUCGGCUUCAGCCCCUGCAUUUGGAUCCUCAUCUGCUUCGAUAUUCUCGGCGUCAUCAGCUCCCGCCAUGGCUUCCCCGGUUUUCUCAUUCACUCAAGCUGCCGCCACUACAAGCUCAUCGGCCUUUGGCUUCUCUUCAGCAACCGCCGCGCCAUCGGCUGCUGCCGCUCUCUCCUCGGCAGUUCCCACUUUUGGGGCGCUGAGCCCCACGAUGGGAUUCAAGACUGCCUCCCCAGGGAAUAAUGAUCAGAUGAAUGUGGAGGACAGCAUGACCGACGACUCAGUCCUGGCUGCGUCCCCCGCCGUGCUGGGUUUUGGGCAGGCGGCCACCAUUCCUGCUCCGACAUCGCCGUUUGGCUCUGCCGCCGCAGCUUCAGGAGUUUCAGUGUUCCAAUUUGGCAGCCCCCAGUCCGCCGCCUUCCUGCCGGGCCAGUCCCCUUUUCAGCCGGCUGCUGGGUCGGAGUUCCAGGGGAGCUUCUCGAUGGGCAGCGGCGGCGGUGACAAGUCGGGGAGGAGGUUCAUCAAGGCCAAGAGAGAUAAGCACCGGAAAAAGUAG